Lactuca sativa (garden lettuce) is the source of this 1188-nucleotide messenger RNA. NCBI's taxonomy places the organism in Eukaryota, Viridiplantae, Streptophyta, Magnoliopsida, Asterales, Asteraceae. The record is from RefSeq and is a predicted model, not a curated record.
ACAAGGGAGGAUGUGUGGAUGUGUGGAAAUUUAUGUUGCAUUUGACUACAUGAGGAAAAUGCAAGGGGUUAAAGUGUAUUAUUGUUUCCUGAUUAUUCUCCAAAUUGUUGAUUCCUGGCCAAUUCAAGAAAGCAUGUAUAUAGCUCCACCUUUGAUGUGAAAACAAAUAUUGUCCACUCAAAAACGGCAUUCAGUUUUUAUAGUUUGAAAACAGUUUUGAAUGGGCAGAAAACACCAUCUAAAGCAUGUCAUGAGGAAAGAUGAAAGCUUCCCCGCCUUACAUUUUCAUUUUCAUUUUCAUUUUGUGUUUGAAACUUGAGAGCUUUUUGUCCUGAGAUUAUAACCAAAAUUAAUCAAGCAAAGAAAGAAGAAGAAUUGGAAAAUGGCAUUUAGUGGGACAAUACAGAAAUGUAAGGCAUGUGAUAAGACUGUUCAUUUCGUUGAAAUGAUUUCUGCUGAUGGAGUCCCUUUCCAUCGGUCCUGCUUUAGAUGCACCCAGUGCAAUGGGAAACUUGUGAUGAGUAGCUACUUUCAAUUGGAGGGAAAACUGUAUUGCAAGCCCCAUUUUGAUCAAAAGUUUAAGGAGAUGGGAGGCAUAUCCAGAGUACCAUCAAACAAAGCAAGUGAAAUGGGAAGGAGCCCAAGCAAAAUGUCAACGAUGUUCAGUGGGACCCAAGAUAAAUGUGCAGUUUGUCAUAAAACUGUUUAUCCACUAGAAAAGGUAACCGUGGAGGGAGAAUUUUAUCAUAAGCAGUGCUUCAAAUGUGUACAAGGAGGGUGCAAACUGACACCGUCAAAUUACGCAGCUUUAGAUGGGAAUUUAUUUUGCAGGGCCCACUUUUCUCAGCUAUUUAAAGAGAAAGGUAAUUAUGCUCACCUCUCCAACACAGCCUCCAUGAAGAAGAACUCCGAAGCUGCUGGAAAAACAGUCGACUCUGCGGGAGGAGAGGCAGAACCAGAAACAUCUGAAUAAACUAAAAUCGCAAUUUGCAUCCAAGAAAACCAAGGGAAAGGAUUUUGUUGUUUACAUUAAUUAGUUAAUUAACUUUUAAUCUCAGUUUUGAUUUUUAAUUAAUUUGAUGGCAACACCUUUUUUUUUUGUUUUGUUUUUUUGAAAAUAGAGAAUAUAUAAUAGUGUUUAGGAAUAAAAGGAUUAUCAUAUUUAUAUCAAAGAGUUCUAUUUCGAUA